Messenger RNA from Halteromyces radiatus, 450 nucleotides. RefSeq lists its product as uncharacterized. Gene Ontology annotation, molecular function: protein binding. Bases 1 to 450 code for a protein of 149 amino acids. The record is from RefSeq and is a predicted model, not a curated record. NCBI's taxonomy places the organism in Eukaryota, Fungi, Mucoromycota, Mucoromycetes, Mucorales, Cunninghamellaceae. The transcript has 2 exons.
AUGGUUGUCCUGUCUGACUUGAACAAUGAACUUCUGACUGCAGUAGCUGGUCAUUUGACUCUUGAAGAGUUACGUACCUUCUCACAAGUAUGUCAUCGAUUUGCACUGGUAGCUCAUAGUGAUGCGGUCUGGAAAGAAAGUCUUUACAACAAUUAUGGGGUGACAUACAAACUACCAGAAGAAACAUGGAAGGACAUGUAUACUAAAAAGACAGAUGAUCCUCAUGAUAAUCGUAUUUGUCCUCAUAUUGGUCAAGUCAAUGCCAAAGUGUUGGAACCUUAUGUCAAGCGCUAUCAUCAAAUCCUCCAUUGGCUUCCCAAGAAUCUCAACUGUGGUACAUGUGGUUCCAACCAAGCAGAACAAGGUCUUUGUUUAUAUAUUUGGCAAGGCAAUGUUCGUUUAAAACCAACGUACUUCAAAUGUUUUGUUUUACUUGUUCUCGACUUGUAA